AUGGAUGUAACAGUACCAAGGGGAUUUCUCACGAUACCUGGAGAAUUGCGCAACCGCAUAUAUGAAGCUACCUUGACCGAUGAGCUUGCCCUCGAGGAAGACAACCUGCCCCAUCUUGUGCACAGAAAAAGGCUCGAAGAUCUAACGGCUCCUACUCGAGCCAAAGAGUGGACCGGCAAAAGAAAAGCGUACGGGUUGACCCAAGUCUGCCGCCAGAUUCGGAAGGAGUACCCAUAUGCGCAAGCCUGCGUGCUACACAUCAAGGAAGAGUUCACAGAGCCCUGGAUGUACGAGGUGGAUGACAAACCGUGGUGGAAGAAGCGAAGUGAGUGGUUGAGCGAGCUUGGUUUUGGACAAAAGCACUAG
Messenger RNA from Ascochyta rabiei, 366 nucleotides. RefSeq lists its product as uncharacterized. Bases 1 to 366 code for a protein of 121 amino acids. The record is from RefSeq and is a predicted model, not a curated record. The transcript is spliced from 2 exons. Lineage: Eukaryota; Fungi; Ascomycota; Dothideomycetes; Pleosporales; Didymellaceae.